AACUCCCCCCUUCGCACGUGCUUGCAGCGGGCCAGGAGGAGGUGGUGAAGCUGCUGGUUGCCAGUGGGGCAGCCGUCAACGUGCAGUCCCAAAAUGGAUUCACUCCGCUGUACAUGGCAGCACAAGAAAACCAUGACAACGUCGUACGUUUCCUGCUGGCCAACGGUGCCAACCAGAGCCUCGCCACAGAGGACGGGUUCACGCCGCUGGCAGUGGCCAUGCAGCAGGGCCACGACAAGGUGGUGGCGGUGCUGCUGGAGAGCGACACGCGGGGCAAGGUGCGCCUGCCGGCGCUGCACAUCGCCGCCAAGAAGGACGACUGCAAGGCGGCUGCGCUGCUGCUGCAGAACGACCACAACCCCGACGUCACCUCCAAGAGCGGCUUCACGCCCCUGCACAUCGCCGCGCACUACGGCAACGAGAGCAUCGCCACGCUGCUGCUCAACCGCGGCGCCGACGUCAACUACUCGGCCAAGCACAACAUCACCCCGCUGCACGUGGCGGCCAAGUGGGGUAAGACCAACAUGGUGUCCCUGCUGCUGGAGAAGGGCGCCAACAUCGAGUCGAAGACGCGCGACGGCCUCACGCCGCUGCACUGCGCCGCGCGCUCGGGCCACGAGCAGGUGGUGGACAUGAUGCUGGAGCGCGGCGCGCCCAUCAGCUCCAAGACCAAGAACGGGCUGGCGCCGCUGCACAUGGCGUCGCAGGGCGACCACGUGGACGCCGCUCGCAUCCUGCUGUACCACCGCGCGCCCGUGGACGAGGUGACAGUGGACUACCUGACGGCGCUGCACGUGGCGGCGCACUGCGGGCACGUGCGCGUGGCCAAGCUGCUGCUGGACCGCAAGGCGGACCCCAACGCGCGCGCGCUCAACGGCUUCACGCCGCUGCACAUCGCGUGCAAGAAGAACCGCAUCAAGGUGGUGGAGCUGCUGCUCAAGCACGGCGCCUCCAUCGAGGCCACCACCGAGUCCGGGCUGACGCCGCUGCACGUGGCGAGCUUCAUGGGCUGCAUGAACAUCGUGAUCUACCUGCUGCAACACGACGCGUCGCCCGACGUGCCCACGGUGCGGGGCGAGACGCCGCUGCACCUGGCGGCGCGCGCCAACCAGACGGACAUCAUCCGCAUCCUGCUGCGCAACGGCGCCGAGGUGGACGCGCGCGCCAGGGAGCAACAGACGCCCCUGCACAUCGCGUCGCGCCUGGGCAACGUGGACAUCGUGAUGCUGCUGCUGCAGCACGGCGCGCACGCCGACUCCACCACCAAGGACAUGUACACGGCGCUGCACAUCGCCGCCAAGGAGGGCCAGGAGGAGGUUGCUUCCGUUUUGCUGGAGAGCGGAGCUUCCCUCACGGCCACCACCAAGAAGGGCUUCACGCCGCUGCACCUGGCGGCCAAGUACGGCAACAUGAAGGUGGCGAAGCUGCUGUUGCAGCGAGACGCCCCAGUCGAUGCUCAAGCGAAGAAUGCAGUGACUCCUCUCCAUGUGGCUAGUCACUAUGAUCACCAGAACGUGGCGCUCUUGCUGCUGGACAAGGGCGCAUCACCACAUGCAAUUGCCAAGAAUGGUCAUACACCACUCCACAUCGCUGCGCGAAAGAACCAGAUGGACAUCGCGACGACGCUGUUGGAGUACGGCGCCAAGGCGAACGCCGAGUCCAAAGCCGGCUUCACGCCGCUGCACCUGAGCGCGCAGGAGGGCCACACGGACAUGUCGACGCUGCUGCUGGAGCACCAGGCGGACGCCAACCACCGCGCCAAGAACGGGCUGAGCCCGCUGCACCUGUGCGCGCAGGAGGACCGCGUCAACGUGGCCGGCGUGCUCAUGAAGAACGGCGCCGAGGUGGACGCCACCACCAAGGCCGGCUACACGCCGCUGCACGUGGCGAGCCACUUCGGCCAGAUGAACAUGGUGCGCACGCUGCUGCACAACGGCGCGUCGCCCACCGCCGCCACCGCCAUCGGGUACACGCCGCUGCACCAGGCGGCGCAGCAGGGCCACACGGCCGUCACCGGCGCCCUGCUCGAGAGCGGCGCCGACCCCAACGCCCUCACCAGCCAAGGCCAGACGGCGCUGUCGAUCGCGCAGAAGCUGGGCUACAUCAGCGUGGUGGAGACGCUCAAGGGCGUGACGGACCCCAAGCACGCGCAGACGCUGCCGGCGGACGAGAAGUACCGCGUGGUGGCCCCGGAGACCAUGCAGGAGACCUUCAUGUCCGACAGCGAGGACGAGGGCGGUGACGGACAGUGUUGACCCCGCGCGUUCUGGUAAACCCGCCCCACCGCCCGCCACAUCUAACUUCCAUUCUAUGAGGGCCAGGAUUGCUGCUCACCCGCGAAGACACCAUGCUGAGCGACCAGCCCUACCGCUACCUGACGGUGGACGAGAUGAAGUCCCUAGGCGACGACUCGCUGCCCAUUGACGUCACUCGGGACGAGCGGAUGGACUCCAACAAGGAAGCCACGGCCGCGCCGCUCACCGCCGUGGACGAGACCGCCAGCCCGCAGCACAUCAAGGACACCUACGCGCAGUACGCCGCCAACUACACCCCCGACAACGUGGAGCUGGCGCGCCACCCGGUGCACGUGGGGGCUGAAGUGCCAAUGGAAUUACGCCCGCCGCAGAAGCUUGUUACUUCACGUGCUGCGAACUUUCCCAAUGGUUCAGCAAUCUAUCAUGGCCUUCUUCAGGACUGA
Messenger RNA from Gryllus bimaculatus (two-spotted cricket), 2698 nucleotides. Lineage: Eukaryota; Metazoa; Arthropoda; Insecta; Orthoptera; Gryllidae. The record is from the annotation of a GenBank genome assembly.